This is a messenger RNA of Dreissena polymorpha, 753 nucleotides long. RefSeq names its product prothrombin-like. The transcript has 4 exons. Gene Ontology annotation, biological process: proteolysis. The record is from RefSeq and is a predicted model, not a curated record. Lineage: Eukaryota; Metazoa; Mollusca; Bivalvia; Myida; Dreissenidae. Gene Ontology annotation, molecular function: serine-type endopeptidase activity. Bases 1 to 615 code for a protein of 204 amino acids.
AUGGCACGAAGUUUAAAUUGUACAGCACCUGCAGAUUUAAUCCGAGGUACAAAGUCCAUCACUAUUCACCCUCGGUUCAACAAAACUGCAUUUUACGACAGUGACAUUGCCUUGCUGGAACUCAACGAGGCCGUCCAGUAUAAUGACUCAGUGCGUCCAAUAUGUGUCCUAGAUUAUUAUAAGAUUAGAAGACUAAUGGCUAUUCCCAGGCAUCCGAAUGGAAGAGUUUCUGGAUGCGGAAUGUUGGACGAAAAAGGCAAAAAACCAAAUGUUCUUCAGCAUAUUGUUAUGCCGUACACGGAUAGAAGAAUAUGUAAGGAAGAUUUGGAAACUAUACCAAAUAAAAACUAUACCUUUACAAAGAACAUGUUUUGUGCAGGCCAGAAGAAACGUCUGGUUGGUGACGUUUGUAGGGGCGACAGUGGUGGUGGUUUCAUGAUGGAAUUAACAGGCAUGUUUCAGUGGGUGCUCGGUGGUAUUGUCUCCUUUGGGUUCAUGUGUGACGGUCCUGAACACUACUCAUAUUUUACCAGCGCGGGCAAAUUCUACAACUGGAUCAACGGCAUUGCCAAAUUCACUGAUGAAAAAGUCAACCUUGACUUCCUGAAUGAGUGAUUGUAUGUUCAACAUAGAACAUAUAAUCUUGGUCUGAAAUUUGAUUGAUGGCCUUGUGUUUAUUAUACUUCCUGUAAAUAAAGUAACAUUGAAUUUCUCGGCUUGAAUGACACCUUGUUUUGCUAACUUGUCCAACAU